Microthlaspi erraticum is the source of this 663-nucleotide messenger RNA. The record is from the annotation of a GenBank genome assembly. Lineage: Eukaryota; Viridiplantae; Streptophyta; Magnoliopsida; Brassicales; Brassicaceae.
AUGAACUUCGGCCGUCUUCUAUUGUUUUCCUCUUCUCAUCUUUUGAAGAGAACGAUCGCUGCUCCGGCUAGCGUCGAGAAUUCUCAUUUCUGGAAGAGGGCAUGUACAACCAUCGCCGGUCCUGCGCUGGCUAGGACCGAGCCCUCUGUUGCUCCUCCAUCGGCAGCGGCUGGCGUCAGGGCUGAUCUAUUGGUGACAAGCGAUGGAUCCUCAGAAUCUGCUCGGAAGGAGAAGGCCAAGGAGGCAGCCAAAACGCAGAGGAAGAAGAGGAUGAUGUUCGAGGAACUACUUGACAAUCUUGGAGCAACGAGAGUAAAAAAAACGUUAAAUGCGUUGAGCAAGAGGGAGAAGGAAUAUGGAGUUUCCAUCACUCAAGCAGAUCUGGUUCGCUGGGCUAAGCGUCUGGACAAGGAUGGAAAACAUCAGCAAGCCUACGAGAUGUUUAAGUGGAUGGAGGCAAAGAAGAUGACAUUUUCUCCCUCCGAGCUUGCAACCUUUGUGGGUCUAAUUGAAAAGACUAAAGACUUAGGUGAGGCUUUUGCCUACUUUAAGAAAGCAGACCCAGACUUCGACAACAUGGACAUGAAGUGCAAGAAUUGGCCUGCUUACCAAGUGCUCUUGGAAUGCUACUUUGCAAGAGAUGAUCAUGCCGCUUUUACUUGA